UCUCUGACACAACUCACUCACUUCAAACGCCUUUCAUUUCAUAAACUACUCAACUUUAGUUACCGUGCGGCUGGCUGGACAUAAAAAAGUAGAAGCACAAUAAUAGUCACUCUGAUCGAUUUGUCAUCCUCUCAACGUCAAUUCAACGCCUUGUCAACAGGUUUGGUAGUGAAAUUUGGACGAGUUGGUUGUGCAUUGGGAAAGCCAUCACCAUUCGACAUUGGAUUUUGGUUGGGAGUGGGUCGCUCUUCAAAACUCCUCGUAAAUUUUCGCUCUCACUACUGCUGCGCUGCUGCCAUCGAGAAUUUGAACGCCAAAAACAUUCUGUGCUUUGAAGUGGACUGGAUCAUAGGGAAUUGCAAAGAUAAGCGCGUUGCGGUGUGGUGGAAUAAAUAAGAAAAAUACGAAAAAAGUGAGAGGGUGGCGGUGUGCACGAGGACAAACUAUUCAAAAGUGGGAGCUUCUGUUGGGUGUGGUGGUGAUAAGACGUAAACAAUUAUUGUGGGAACAACAGGAGAAUUACGUAGAAGUGAUUUAUUGGUAGUCGUUGAAGUGGGUGUGGUUGUGGAAUUUGUGAUACUUUUUUGAAAACGGUGAAAAAAUGUCGGACUCAGAGCUCAAUGUGGACAACCUUAUUUCUCGCCUGUUGGAAGUGCGAGGGACUAGGCCGGGAAAAACGGUCCAAAUGACGGAAGGAGAGGUUCGGAACUUGUGCAUCAAGUCGAGAGAAAUAUUUCUUCAACAGCCCAUUCUGCUUGAAUUGGAGGCUCCACUAAAAAUUUGUGGCGAUAUUCACGGCCAGUACAAUGAUCUUUUACGGUUAUUUGAAUACGGAGGGUUUCCACCGGAGGCAAACUAUUUGUUUCUUGGAGAUUAUGUUGAUCGAGGGAAGCAGAGUUUAGAAACUAUUUGUCUUCUUUUAGCGUACAAAAUAAAGUACCCUGAAAAUUUCUUUUUGCUUCGUGGGAAUCACGAGUGUGCGUCUAUCAAUCGUAUUUAUGGGUUUUACGAUGAAUGUAAACGAAGAUUCAAUAUCAAAUUAUGGAAGACAUUUACGGACUGUUUCAACUGUCUUCCUAUCGCUGCCAUUAUUGAUGAGAAGAUAUUCUGCUGUCAUGGUGGAUUGAGCCCCGAUCUCCAAAACAUGGAACAGAUUCGUCGUAUUAUGCGCCCAACUGACGUCCCUGAUACUGGAUUACUAUGUGAUCUCUUGUGGUCAGACCCUGAUAAGGAUGUGACGGGUUGGGGAGAGAAUGACCGGGGUGUGUCAUUUACAUUUGGUGCAGACGUUGUAACAAAGUUUUUGAAUCGACAUGAUCUCGACUUGAUUUGUCGGGCCCAUCAAGUUGUUGAAGACGGGUACGAAUUCUUCGCGAAACGUCAAUUGGUUACCCUGUUUUCUGCACCAAAUUACUGUGGCGAGUUCGACAACGCGGGUGGAAUGAUGUCCGUUGACGAAACGUUAAUGUGCUCAUUUCAAAUCCUAAAACCUUCAGAGAAGAAAGCCAAAUACCAAUAUGCACCCGUGAGCAGUAACCCCCCAGCAGCUGGGAAUCGCCCAAGCACUCCACAGCGACCGGGUCAACCUGUCGUUGCGAAGAAGAAAUGACCUCGUCGAAUAUUCCUUAUGAUUACCGCUCUACUAACGUCACAUAAAAGAAGCCAAGAAAGAGCGGAAAAGAAGUUACAACAAGUCCUUUUGCCACCAUCAUCUCCCGUAAAUUCACACCCACAGCAACAGUUGCAGCUUCCUGAACCACAAAUGCAUAAUACAGAAGAGUCUGCAUAGCAUCUAGCAGCAGCUUUAAUUUAUACAGAAAAGAAGAAGAAUUCGUGUUGUUUGUUGAGGACGAGCGUUUGUGUACAAAGCGAUCGAUCGAUUCUCAUCCUGUCCUGUCCGCGUAAUUAAUGUCAUCCCAACCUUUACCUUAAGUGUAGCAUUAAAAAAACUUUAUCACAAACUAUUGUAGGUAACCAGACUUGAUUACUUAAUGAUUCGUGCUCUUACUGGUAUUUCAAUUCUAUAUGCGAUGAGGAUGCAAAGAUACGUACCUAUUUGUAAUGAUAUUCUCUAACCAAACCAUCCAUGUAGGAAAAGCGUGUUUUUCUAACGAAUUUAGCAUUUAGGGAAAAUAAGUCCACCCAGUUUCAUGAUAGACUUAUUUUUAGCAUGUGUUGAAGCAUUUAAAAUACUAGUGUGUACUGCUAUACUCUGCUAAUACUACUAAGAGCCUUUUAAAAUUAUGAUGGUUAUACAUAGUUUGUGUGCCACUUAUUAGACAUUACUUACUACUGGAACGGAUGCAAAUUUUUGAACUUACCUUUUAUAAAUCGUUUAACUCACUAAACUAAUUUACACAAUUAUUAUAUUAAAAUUAACUUAAUGGCUAUCAUUUUCACUAGCAUUUAGCAGUAUACUACAAUUACCUACACGUUUUUCAACAUCUAUAUUUAAAAAAUGUUCUAUAUGAUUGCAUUUGUUCAGGAAGUGCUGUCGACAUUCAAAAUUGGAAGUAAUUUAAUUUAAUAAUUUCAAUGUGCAUUAUUAUGCUGCACAUUUAAUGAUAACGGCCGUGCUAUACCCACAUGCAAUUGGUCACGUCAACAUCAUGCUAAUUUGUCCCAAAGUGAAAAGAACAUGUUUUCCACAAGUGUAGCUUAAAAGACAGAUUUUAGCUACUUUAAGUAAUGAAUUCUCAGCAAGUAAAGUGACGACUUUUGGCUUAUUAUUUCGGAAUCAUUAUCGACUGCUACUCUAGUUUAAGAUAUGUAAGCCUAGAAUAAGGGCGAGUUGUCCAAUUACACAUUAUUACUUUUGAAAAGUUGACAAUUUAAGUAAAUUGUACAGAAGUAUAACGUAUUUAUUAUUACCGUAUAAUAAAAAUUAGAUAAUACAAACUACAAUACAUUAAGUAUACCUAUAAGCAAGUUCUACUAUACCUCAUACUCUGUAUAUUUCUGACAGUGACACAGAUCAAUAGUCGUCCAUUAAAUUUCCUAUGUAUGUAAUUCAUCAUCGCAGCAGCAUAUUUUAUGCAAAUAUGUCUGAGAAAUAGUACUAGAGGAUUUUUAUGAUUUUUGUAAGUCAGUUAUAUGUAUAUAAAUUGUAUGCAUGUUUCCCAACGACAUUUCUAGAUGUGCUAAUUAAGGUAACCCUCUGUUUCCAAAAUACUGUAGCCAUAAGUAUUAAUUAAUUUUACGUAUGCAUAAUAUAUGUAUGUAUUUAACUAUUUUACUUAUCAUAUGUAUUAUGAAUUGGUUUCGCUUCUUCCAAAUUUUGGAGAAGAAAAGAAACAGUAAAGAAAAAAAGAACUACGUAAUAAAGAAUACAAAAUAAAUUGACGAGAGAA
Folsomia candida is the source of this 3350-nucleotide messenger RNA. Its product is annotated as serine/threonine-protein phosphatase PP1-beta catalytic subunit. The coding region runs from base 602 to 1609 and encodes 335 amino acids. Lineage: Eukaryota; Metazoa; Arthropoda; Collembola; Entomobryomorpha; Isotomidae. The record is from RefSeq and is a predicted model, not a curated record. The transcript is spliced from 9 exons. Gene Ontology annotation, molecular function: protein serine/threonine phosphatase activity. Gene Ontology annotation, cellular component: nucleus; cytoplasm.